UCUUUUUGUUUUUUUUCAGGCACUGCCGGUCUAGCAAUUUACGCGCUGUAGCCUUUAGUGGUGUACUAAAAAGAAAAGGAGAGGCCUCUCUUCUUGUGACGGAUAAAAUAAAUCGAGAAUGUCAGAGAAUGAUGUGGAGAAGAAAGUAGCGGAUAGAUAUCUAAAGCGAGAGAUUCUUGGUGAAGGUACUUAUGGUGUUGUCUACAAAGCCAUUGACACCAAGACUGGGAAGACUGUUGCAAUCAAGAAAAUUCGGCUCGGAAGACAAAAGGAAGGAGUGAAUUUUACAGCACUUAGAGAGAUUAAACUUCUUAAAGAGCUUAAAGACCCGAAUAUAAUCGAGUUGAUCCAUGCCUUCCCUCACAAAGGGAACUUGCAUCUUGUGUUUGAGUUCAUGGAGACUGAUCUUGAAGCGGUGAUUCGCGAUCCCAAUAUAUUUCUUUCGCCAGGGGAUAUAAAAUCAUACUUUCAGAUGACGUUGAAAGGACUAGCUGUUUGCCAUAAGAAAUGGGUUUUGCAUAGGGAUAUGAAGCCAAAUAACUUGUUGAUAGGAUCUAAUGGGCAGCUCAAGCUUGCAGAUUUUGGUUUAGCACGUAUUUUUGGAAGUCCUGGUCGCAAGUUCACACACCAAGUCUUUGCUCGAUGGUAUAGAGCACCUGAACUUUUGUUUGGUGCCAAACAAUAUGGUGCUAGUGUUGAUGUAUGGGCUGCAGGUUGUAUAUUGGCAGAGCUACUUAAUCGCAGACCAUUCCUACAGGGGGAUAGCGAUAUCGAUCAACUAGGAAAGAUCUUUCAGAAGUUGGGGACUCCAACUCCUUUGCAGUGGCCUGAUUUGGAAUGGCUUCCUGAUUUUGUAGAAUAUUCAUCUCAGAUUAUACAACCUUGGCGAAAACUGUGUCCAACGGCUAGUGACGAUGCUUUAGAUCUGUUAUCUAAGAUGUUUACAUAUGAUCCAAGAGCUAGAAUUUCAGUGCAACAGGCAUUGGAACACAGGUAUUUCACCUCCAUACCUCUGCCCACAGAUCCAGCUAAGCUCCCUAGACCAGCUCCCAAGAGAGAAUCACACAAUCCUAGGACUUCAGAUGUACAUGAUGGUCCUGUUGUCUUGUCACCAAAAAGGAAGGCAAGAAGAGUGAUGUCAGAUCGUGAAGGGUUUGCUGGAAAUUCAUUCCAAGUUGAUAAGGUUGAUGAAUGUGGCGGUGAGAUUAGACAGGCAGCUGGGGAUAACACGGGCAGGAAUGAACCGGUGCUGAUGUCAGUAGAUUUUUCUGUCUUUGGAUCAAAACCAAUGAGCAGACCUACGAUUAACAGUGCUGACAGAUCUCAUCUAAAGAGGAAACUGGAUCUUGAGUUCCAGCAUCCUGAAUAAGAAUCAUUUGUGUUAAUCUUACUGGAUUUGGGAAUUUCUGUGAGGAUGGGUUAUUUCUGGUCCUGCAUUUAUGACGUAUGCUGUGACUUUCUUGAGUUCGUUGUAAUUAUGUGGCGGCAUCUCCCUUUCUCAUGUUGGUGUGCCAGAGCCUCCAAUUGGCUAUUUUCUGCCUAGAGAUCACAAGGGAGCAUCACACUACUAAUCAUUGCUUUUCUUCCCCACGUGUUUGAGGUUGUGGCUGGUAAGUCAUAAAUAGUUGUCAAACAAAAAGAGAGAGAGAGAUAUGGCUCCUUAGUUUUUUCGGAGAAUCCACACUAGUCUAUGAUUGGCCAAAUUUUGAAGUCCGAACAAAUUUUUAACUAUAUUCUAUACUGGAGAGAAGUUGGACAAUUGCUCACGGUAAUUAUUUUCCAAUAUACAUCGUGUUUAUUGAUGAGUGUACUUGGUUUCUCUUGGUAAGCUAAAUAAGAAAAUAUUACAAGGCA
Populus nigra (black poplar) is the source of this 1854-nucleotide messenger RNA. Its product is annotated as cyclin-dependent kinase D-2-like. Gene Ontology annotation, biological process: protein phosphorylation; positive regulation of transcription by RNA polymerase II. Lineage: Eukaryota; Viridiplantae; Streptophyta; Magnoliopsida; Malpighiales; Salicaceae. The transcript is spliced from 7 exons. The coding region runs from base 119 to 1369 and encodes 416 amino acids. Gene Ontology annotation, cellular component: transcription factor TFIIK complex; transcription factor TFIIH holo complex; cytoplasm. The record is from RefSeq and is a predicted model, not a curated record. Gene Ontology annotation, molecular function: ATP binding; RNA polymerase II CTD heptapeptide repeat kinase activity; cyclin-dependent protein serine/threonine kinase activity.